This is a messenger RNA of Juglans regia (Persian walnut), 719 nucleotides long. Its product is annotated as transcription factor PRE3-like. The transcript is spliced from 2 exons. Gene Ontology annotation, biological process: regulation of DNA-templated transcription; regulation of growth. Gene Ontology annotation, molecular function: protein dimerization activity. The record is from RefSeq and is a predicted model, not a curated record. NCBI's taxonomy places the organism in Eukaryota, Viridiplantae, Streptophyta, Magnoliopsida, Fagales, Juglandaceae. The coding region runs from base 280 to 558 and encodes 92 amino acids.
AUGCAAUUGUCUUGAACUCGAUCCAGUAGUAGUACUAUCCCCAACACCCACUCUUAUUUGUGUUCUUGUGCGCAUCUCUCUCUGAUUUCCCUCUCUCUAUAUUAAUUAUCUUCUUCAAAGCACCCCUCUCCAUAGCUUGUGAAGUUGUGAUCUCUGACAAUUCUGUAGAUAUACCGAUUUCAUUCCCAUUGUCUCCCUAGAGUUCCUGUUUAAUUUGCAUCUUUAACGCUUCUUUCAUUCACAUUGUUGUCGUAUAACGUACGUACUGCAAUCAUCAACAUGUCUAGCAGAAGGUCUCGGACGAGGCAACCGGGUUGCUCAAGGAUCUCUGAUGACCAGAUCAAUGAUCUUGUUUCCAAGUUGCAACAGCUUCUUCCUGAGAUUCGUGACAGGCGCUCUGACAAGGUUUCAGCUGCGAAUGUGUUACAGGAGACAUGCAACUACAUCAGAAGCUUGCAUAAAGAGGUUGAUGGCCUGAGUGAGAGAUUAUCAGAGCUAUUGGCAAGUACUGACACUGCCCAAGCUGCAAUUAUUAGGAGUUUACUCGUGCACAAGUAGUAGUAGUAAUCAUGAUAUGGAUGAUCAGUAGAGCAAAUUAAUAUUUACGGAUAAAUUAUUAGUCAGCAGUACAUCGAUCUUCAUAAUAAAUUUGUAGUACAACGUACGUACGAGUAGCCGCCUAAAAUAAUAUUGUAGCAUCCAGUUGAAUGCAUGCGAAU